CAUAGGUAGUGUAUACCCAGGUACUUUUUUUUUUUUAAACAAACCACAUCACUAAAGUUCAAAAGUCAAUAUUUAAAAACUCAUCGCAAUCAAAAAUCGCAAAUCGCAUCGCAUUUACACAGUUUUACCUGGUCAUCUGCGCGCAUCCAUUUACUUCUAAAAAACUUGGUUACUAGGGAAACUGGUAAUAUCCUAUCGUACAUUAAAAACCUUCUAGUGUUCCCGAAUGGUAUAAAUAUCUGUGGGCCAUUCUUUCUUUCUCCGUCGCCUAUUUAAAUUUUUCCAAAACUGGCGCGCUCUAUUCUCACUCGCCGCGUCGAAUCCCACCAUCACCACCAUUACAACGAGUCAACCACCACAACUCUUUUGAGGCUCUGCGCAUUUAACCCCACCUACCUAAUCAUUUGCCCAAUUCGACAAACAAUAUUACUUUUACAAGUUUUAUUUAAAGCCCCACGAUAUCCCCUCUGCAAUUAAUACGCAAACCAAAAAGGGAUAUCGUAUUAACUUCGUCUUUCAAUUUGCGCCACGCGCCUCCUCACCACCGACCCCUCUUCCGGCUGCGUAAGUCGUGACAAGCUCGCUUGUUAUCUCCUCCGCGCUCUCUCUCACCCCGGACACGCAUUGAAUAUAUCGCCAAUCGCCUGGUAAUGGGCUUUCAGCAUGCCUCCAUCAUCUAAGCGAUCACAGAGGACGCGCCGCCCUCGCGAUGUUAGCCCCAGCCCCGCUCUAUUAGAGCAGUCUUCGCCAUCUCGACCGUCUAAGCGCCGUAAGAAGGUGGAUGAACCGAUAUCAGACAUAGUAGAAGACGAAGGCUCAAGCCUCACUGUUGACAAUUCAGCUACCGAAAGCACCAGCGACGAUGACCGACUGAUUACCCAGGUCACUCAACAUUUGCGAAGCAUCCAAACCCAAGCUAACAAGGAUCAUGCCAAUGCUAUUCACGAGGCCAAAACCGAAGACAUAGAGGCUUACGCCAAGAUAGCCGCUCAAGACUGGACUUAUUUUAUCAAGUCUUUAUCUAUCAAUAUAGGCAGAACCUCCGAACCUUCGCAUUCCCAUCCUCCAGUACAAGAUCAGGAGGAUAAGGAUUUCGUUCAUAUCGACCUCGGCCCUUCUAAAACCUUCUCGCGCCAGACUGCAAUCAUUUAUUACGACUCGGAUGCCGGGAGGUGGUUUCUACAGGCGAAAGGGAGAAAUGGGCUUAAGGUUGAUAAUGUUCCCUUCAAGAAGACGGAUGAUCCACAUCCAUUGUCUAGCGGCGAAGUCAUUGAGACUGGCGGCAUUGAGAUGAUGUUUGUCCUGCCAGCAAGCCUCGGCCCGCUUCGAAUACAUCCCAUGUAUCUUGAACAAGCUGGCCUCAAGGCUCCUCGCUCAAGUCCCGUGCGCGAGACUGGCAGGACUGCCUUGCCCACAGCACCCCCCGCGGACCAUUCAUCCUCGCAGUCUACCGCGAGGCCCUCUUCUUCCCGUAGCCAGAUCUUCCCGCAACCAAUUGCACCAGCACCUCCGGAUUACAGGCGACCCGGGACCCCACCGUCGGCGAAGAGCCGUCCUACCACUUCCCAGGCUAAAACGCCUGCACAUGGCUCUUCUGGAACUGUGAUAAUGAGCCAGAGCGACGUGGACCUAAGCAAAGAUGAGAACAAGCAUAUUAAACCUCACUUCAGCUAUGCGCAGAUGAUCACACAGGCUAUAAUAAGCACCUCCGAAGAAAAGUUGAAUCUGGCUGGCAUCUACCAGUACAUCAUGAACCAUUAUGCCUACUAUAGAAACCAACCCCCCUCCGGCUGGCAGAACUCGAUUAGGCACAACUUGUCCUUGAACAAGUCCUUCAUGAAGGCGCCACGGUCGACAGACGAGCCCGGAAAAGGUAUGAAGUGGGAAAUUGUUCCAGAUGCUCACGACGAGAUGGUUCGGGUUGCUUACAAGGGUGGACGUGGAGGGCAUCGAGGCUCUUCUGCUCCAUCUUCCCCUAGUCAGCCCAAUCAACUGAGUUAUAUUACGCAUGGGCCUAGGGAUGUCUUAGCUCGAGAACCUACCUCGACCCGCAAGCGCAAGGCUUCGCCAAUCACAUCGCCACCCCCAAGACCAACCAUCAACCUAUCUCAGGUGACACCAGACCGCAAAUAUCUCCCAACCGGGCCGGCGAGUUUCCAAGACGGUAGCCCUCUUCCGCGUCGCAAACCCUUAGAUGCAUCUGGAUCCUUUGGCGAUGCCCUCCCAAACUCGCCACCGACCCUCUCAUCUUCGUAUCUCCAGGAUGAAAGCGCCUCUUUUGUAACUCCAGCACCACACCGAGUCCACCCUCGACUUGCGCCUCCCAGUACUGCCCAGAGGCCCAGUCAACACAUGCCGACCAGUUCGCCUGCCCCCUUCUGGAAGUAUGCCGAUAUCAACAGCACGCCCCUUAAGGCAUCGCAGUACGACCUCAGUCCUUUGAAAUCUUUGGGCUUGCCCAAUAGCAGCAGCCCCCCUCCCGCCGCUGGCGACCGUUCGCCUAUAGCUAGCCCUAGUAGAUCGACCAAGCCCAGUCGCUCCGAAACUCAAGAGAAUGUCACGGAGGCAGAAGAAGAAGAGGAAGGCUCUGGCUUUGAUCUUACCAAGGGAUUUCAAAGCAUUGGCUCCUAUCACAGCAUGAACAAUCGCGUACAACGAGCCAAUGGAGGUCGGGCUUAGAGGAGUUCUGAAGAGGUGUUUGUUUAACUGAUUUAUCUUUGCUUCUUGCCCCCCCUGCUUCAUUAUAGUAUAUAUAGUCCCUGCAUUUUUCUCGGUUCAGGAGGUCCCCCUCUAUAGAAGGAUCUCCCUCAUCCAGUGUUUUACUACUACCAUUGGCCGGAGUUUUAGUGGUUGUUUUUGUUUUUGUUCUUGCUUUUUAGGUAUCUUAUUUUUUUACCCCCCCCCUCAGUGAUACACAUGUAUUAUGAUAUGAAAAAGGGAAUUGACGCAAAGACCGGUCCGUGGCGGACAAGGUCAGUUACGCGAGUGAUGCGGCACGGCAUUAAGGGGUCAUGAGAAAUC
Molecule: messenger RNA, 3021 nt
Organism: Hypoxylon fragiforme
Lineage: Eukaryota; Fungi; Ascomycota; Sordariomycetes; Xylariales; Hypoxylaceae
Exons: 4
Coding region: 664-2679 (671 amino acids)
Biological process (GO): regulation of transcription by RNA polymerase II
Molecular function (GO): protein binding; RNA polymerase II cis-regulatory region sequence-specific DNA binding; DNA-binding transcription factor activity, RNA polymerase II-specific
Source: RefSeq, a predicted model, not a curated record